UAGGGCAGCGCAGGGGCUGAGACCACAGAAUCCGGGUUGUAUUCUUGCUUCAACAGUGUUUGAACGGAAUAGAGCCUAAACCUCGCCAAACCUUCCUUUCUUUGGAAAAAAAAACUCUUGUUUUUUUCAUUUAAGUAACCUUUUGUGUCGGAACAAGUUGCAGAAUGACUUCCCAGGUGCGCCAGAACUACCAUCAGGAAUGUGAAGCCAGUAUCAACCGGCAGAUCAACAUGGAGCUCUAUGCAUCCUAUGUCUACCUGUCCAUGUCUGCCUACUUCGACCGGGAUGAUGUGGCGCUGAAGAACUUCGCCAAGUUUUUCAAGGAGCAGUCCCACGAGGAGCGGGAUCAUGCGGAGAAGCUGAUCAAAUUCCAGAACCAGCGUGGUGGACGUGUUAUUCUCCAGGACGUAGCGAAGCCUGACCGUGACGAGUGGAACAACGGGCUGGAGGCUUUGCAGUGCGCCCUUCACCUGGAAAAGACCAUCAACCAGUCUCUUCUGGAGCUCCACAAGAUGUCUUGUGACAAGGUCGACCCUCAUAUGUCCGACUUCCUGGAGACUCAUUAUUUGACCGAGCAGGUCGAAGCCAUCAAGAAAUUUGGAGACAUGAUCACCAACCUGACCCGCAUGGGGGCGCCUCAGAACGGCAUGGCCGAGUAUCUGUUUGACAAACAUACACUGGGAGAAAGCAGCUAAAGCACCAAGACCUCAGGACAACAGUGUGCCCACCUUACUUUUCAACUCCAGUGCUCUUCAAUGCCUUUCUUGAUAGGGUUUCCCUUUAAAACAAAUCGUGACUCUAUUUCGGGACUGUCAUUUUAAACGUGGUGUUAUCUUGUUUGUGAUUGAAGUGACAAGGUGAAUCUAAUGUGAAACUUUUCAAAAACUCUGUACCUGGUUUAUUUUUAAAAAGGGAAAAAAAAAAACCAAGUUGCUGUAAACUGGCACACUGUUGAGGAUUUGUGGCUAAAUAAAAAACAAUUGGUAAAGGUU
This is a messenger RNA of Leucoraja erinaceus (little skate), 992 nucleotides long. Its product is annotated as ferritin heavy chain-like. The record is from RefSeq and is a predicted model, not a curated record. Gene Ontology annotation, cellular component: cytoplasm. Gene Ontology annotation, biological process: iron ion transport; intracellular iron ion homeostasis. Bases 165 to 695 code for a protein of 176 amino acids. Gene Ontology annotation, molecular function: ferrous iron binding; ferric iron binding. The transcript is spliced from 4 exons. Lineage: Eukaryota; Metazoa; Chordata; Chondrichthyes; Rajiformes; Rajidae.